This is a messenger RNA of Porites lobata, 1222 nucleotides long. Lineage: Eukaryota; Metazoa; Cnidaria; Anthozoa; Scleractinia; Poritidae. The record is from the annotation of a GenBank genome assembly.
AUGAUAACACUCGCACUGUUCGUGUCACUCCUCUUGACGGUAACAAGGCGUUAUUCUGGUAAGUAUGUCCAUUUGAUUUAUAUCAAUUUUUAAUUUCACAAUAAGUGAGACAUUUCUUGCUAGCUUAGUGGUCUUCGAGAGCUCAGUAUGGUCGAUGUAAUUUUUUUAAGAGCUUAGGAGAGGGAAAGAAUGCGGAGCGCAUCUAGACACCCACACCGUAAUUUUUAGGGAGCUAUUAUAACUCCAAAAAUGGAGUAAAAAUUUUAGGUACAGGAUAACCCCUUUUUGGGGUUAUUUUUGCUCCUAAUUUAACUGCGAAUUUGGGGUCAUUUUUACUCCUGAAAAAGACUUCUUUUACUCUCAGUCUGGAGUUAAAAUAACUCCGAAAUGGGGUUACUUUUACUCCUUACAUGGGUUGUUUUUACUCUUUUUGCAGUUAAUUUAACUCUGAAAGUGCAGUAAAAAUUUUAUGUACAGGAUAACUCCUUUUUGGGGUUAUUUUAACUCCUCAACUGAUCUGGGGUCACUUUUACCCCUGAAAAAGAGUUUUUUAAACUCCUUUCUGGAGUUAAAAUAACCUCCCCAAAAAUAACUCCACUGUAAGGAGUUAAAUUAGCCCCACUAGAGGAAUUAUUAUAACUCCUUGAAAAUUACUGUGCACGGCUGCCCACGGCAAGGCAAGUGUAAUCACCGUCUGCCUUCAGCCACAGCUUAUAACACUUUCAACGAUCUUGACCAAUCUCAUCUAAUAAUUGCAUUGUUCAUUAUCGUUAAGUCACAAGAGUCACAGUUGCCCAAUUUGAUCCUUUUAGGUUUGGAAUGCCCAGAAACGUGGAGCGAAUUUGAAGGCUUUUGCUACAAGGUUAUGGAUAGGCUCGGUUAUCCGCGAAGCUUUGCUUGGUCAACAGCUUUAAGCGGGUGUUUUGGGCUUGGAGGAGACCUGGUAAGCAUAUCGAAUGAAAAAGAAAUCGACUUUGUCCAUAACUUGACUUUCAAGGACGCAAACCCCACUUCUGUUUGGAUUGGGUUGGUGUAUCGGCAUCAAACGGGUGGAUAUGUAUGGAACAGUGGAGAAUCGUUUAAAAUUUCUGCUUCCGUCCAGUGGCUCAGCAAUAUGUCGAGAAUUGUCAAUGAAAAUAAAUGCGUCGAAAUCUUGAAAAAUGGUUGGAACCUCACCGAAUGUUGCAAGGAAAAUGAACAUUUCAUCUGCAAGAGACCGAAA